Molecule: messenger RNA, 1544 nt
Organism: Lagopus leucura (white-tailed ptarmigan)
Lineage: Eukaryota; Metazoa; Chordata; Aves; Galliformes; Phasianidae
Gene: SNRNP35
Product: small nuclear ribonucleoprotein U11/U12 subunit 35
Exons: 2
Coding region: 343-1149 (268 amino acids)
Biological process (GO): mRNA splicing, via spliceosome
Cellular component (GO): precatalytic spliceosome; U12-type spliceosomal complex
Molecular function (GO): snRNA binding; mRNA binding
Source: RefSeq, a predicted model, not a curated record
GCAGAGAUGUCUUUUGUUCUAGGGUUGGACAGUACCCAGCUCAAUUUAGGUGCUCAAACCAGCAAUGCCAUCAUCUGAUAAGCUCCCUAGAAAGAAGUAAAUGUUGCUUGUUCUUUGCUGACCACACCAUAUACCUUUUGUAGCACUGCAGCUCCUCUUGCACCACGAGAAGUUGAGCUUUCAACUGGUUACGUUCCUGCAACACAUCUCGCAGCUCCUGUAAUGUGAACCGAGGCCGAUUUGGAUCUGUGAGGUCUAUCACCAUUUUAUCUGGUCCCAAGUUGGGCUGCAAAAUAAGAGAUGUAAAAUAGGGGAUGUGAUCUUGUAACCGGUCACAGCAGGAUGGGAGCGAUGAACGAUUGGGCGCCCAUAGCGAAGGAGUACGACCCCCUGAAAGCAGGGAGCAUCGACGGCACGGAUGAGGAGCCCCACGACCGUGCCGUGUGGAGGGCCAUGCUGGCGCGUUAUGUCCCCAACAAGGGCGUCACCGGAGAUCCUCACCUCACCCUGUUCGUAGCGAGGCUCAAUCUGCAGACGACGGAGGAGAAAUUAAAGGAGGUCUUUUCCCGAUACGGAGACAUCAGAAAGAUCCGUCUGGUUCGAGAUCUGGUCACGGGAUUUUCCAAGGGUUAUGCGUUUAUCGAGUACAAGGAGGAACGCGCUCUGCUGAAGGCCCAUAGAGAUGCCAACAGGCUGGUUGUCGAUCAGCACGAGGUCUUUGUAGACUUCGAACUGGAAAGAACUCUCAAAGGAUGGAUUCCUCGGAGGCUUGGAGGGGGUUUUGGAGGCAAAAAAGAAUCCGGGCAGCUGCGGUUCGGAGGACGGGACAGACCUUUCCGGAAACCCAUUAAUUUGCCAAAUGUGAAAAAUGAUUUCUAUGGAGAAGGCUCAGCAGAGAAAAGAAACUGGUCUCGAGAGGGAGCAAGGGACUGGAGAACAAGAGACCGAGAGCAUGAAAGGAGCAGAGAGAAGAGAGGGCCAGAAAGAGAGCGGUCGUGGGGUUGGGCUGACAGUGAGAGAGAAAGAGACUCAAAAGAGGAGAGGAGCAGAGGGAGAGAGAGGAAGGACAGAGACAGAAAGGACAGAGAGAGAGACCGGAGCAGGGAAAGAGAUGCCAAGAAGCAAAGAGAUGAUGAUAAGUAUCGAUAGCUGGCAGCACCUUGUCUUAAGGGAAUGAUGGGGAGCUCGAGUAUGGUGACUACUCUUUUCUGUAGUGUGAGACAUGCAGUACUGCCCUUAAUGCUGCCUGGGGGCAUGCCUCUGCUGUCAUGGUGAAUGAACUGCUGUGGAGAUGAUGCAGGAAAACGCUGUGCCUUCUGGAGGAUGUGGACACGACUCUGUUGUAGGUGUCACCUUCAGCAUGGGGCUGUGAGCUGCGUUACCCAAACGAGCAGUUUCAUGUUAUUGUCUUGUGCCUUUGACUUUUAUCUGCUAGAAGCUCUCUAUAGUGUGCUCCUAGUGCCGUUGUUCUUCAGAGAAAUUAAACGUUUCUAUUAAUAUUUUAAAGUGGUGAAUAAGAAAUGCACGUUACCAUCCCAUCAAAA